CUUCCGGAAGGUUCGGGAGGCUUCUGGAAAAGGCGCCGCGCGCUGGGCGGGCCCGGCGGUAUAUAAGGGAGGCGCGGGGGCGGCGCGCCAGUUGCUGCUGCGUCCCGGCGUCGCUGUGUCGCGGAGCCUCUGCGGUCCUUUCGCCAAGAUGCCCGAGGAGACCCAGGUCCAGGACCAGCCCAUGGAGGAGGAGGAGGUGGAGACGUUCGCCUUCCAGGCGGAGAUCGCGCAGUUGAUGUCCUUGAUCAUCAACACGUUCUACUCGAACAAGGAGAUCUUCUUGCGCGAGCUGAUCUCCAACUCGUCGGACGCUCUGGACAAGAUCCGUUACGAGAGCCUGACGGACCCCAGCAAGCUGGACUCGGGCAAGGAGCUGCACAUCAACCUGAUCCCCAACAAGCAGGACCGCACGCUGACCAUCGUGGACAGCGGCAUCGGCAUGACCAAGGCCGACCUGAUCAACAACCUGGGUACCAUCGCCAAGUCGGGCACCAAGGCCUUCAUGGAGGCGCUGCAGGCGGGCGCCGACAUCUCCAUGAUCGGCCAGUUCGGCGUCGGCUUCUACUCGGCCUACCUGGUGGCCGAGAAGGUGACGGUGAUCACCAAGCACAAUGACGACGAGCAGUAUGCCUGGGAGUCGUCGGCGGGGGGCUCCUUCACGGUCAGGACAGACACAGGUGAACCUAUGGGCCGGGGAACAAAGGUGAUUCUGCACCUGAAAGAAGACCAGACUGAGUACUUGGAGGAACGGCGGAUAAAGGAGAUCGUGAAGAAACACUCGCAGUUCAUCGGCUAUCCCAUCACCCUUUUUGUGGAGAAAGAACGUGAUAAAGAAGUAAGCGAUGAUGAGGCUGAAGAGAAAGAGGAGAAAGAGGAGGAAAAAGAAGAAAAGGAGUCUGAGGACAAGCCAGAGAUAGAGGAUGUCGGCUCUGAUGAGGAAGAAGAAGAGAAGAAGGAUGGCGACAAGAAGAAGAAAAAGAAGAUCAAGGAGAAGUACAUCGACCAGGAAGAACUCAACAAAACCAAGCCGAUCUGGACCAGGAAUCCUGACGACAUCACCAACGAGGAGUACGGAGAGUUCUACAAGAGCUUGACCAACGACUGGGAGGAUCACCUGGCGGUGAAGCAUUUUUCCGUUGAAGGACAGUUGGAGUUCAGAGCGCUUCUCUUUGUCCCGAGACGUGCCCCGUUUGACCUGUUUGAAAACAGGAAGAAGAAGAACAACAUUAAGUUAUAUGUUCGCAGAGUGUUCAUCAUGGAUAACUGCGAGGAGCUGAUCCCUGAGUACCUGAACUUCAUUAGGGGUGUGGUGGACUCUGAAGACCUUCCUCUAAAUAUUUCUCGAGAAAUGUUGCAACAAAGUAAAAUUUUGAAAGUUAUCAGAAAGAAUUUGGUCAAAAAGUGCUUAGAACUCUUUACUGAACUGGCAGAAGAUAAAGAGAACUACAAGAAGUUUUACGAGCAGUUCUCUAAAAAUAUUAAGCUUGGAAUCCACGAAGACUCUCAAAAUCGGAAGAAGCUUUCAGAGCUGUUACGAUACUACACAUCUGCUUCUGGAGAUGAGAUGGUUUCUCUCAAGGACUACUGCACCAGAAUGAAGGAAAACCAGAAGCACAUCUACUACAUUACUGGUGAAACUAAGGACCAGGUUGCCAACUCUGCCUUUGUGGAGCGUCUCCGGAAGCACGGCCUUGAGGUGAUCUACAUGAUUGAGCCGAUCGACGAGUACUGUGUCCAGCAGCUGAAAGAAUUUGAGGGGAAGACUUUAGUGUCUGUCACCAAAGAAGGUUUGGAACUUCCAGAAGAUGAAGAGGAGAAAAAGAAACAGGAAGAGAAAAAAACAAAGUUUGAAAAUCUCUGCAAAAUCAUGAAAGACAUCUUGGAGAAAAAAGUCGAAAAGGUGGUCGUGUCCAACCGACUGGUAACGUCCCCGUGCUGCAUCGUCACAAGCACGUACGGCUGGACAGCAAACAUGGAGAGGAUCAUGAAGGCUCAAGCCCUGAGGGAUAACUCAACCAUGGGCUACAUGGCAGCAAAGAAACACCUGGAGAUCAACCCCGACCACUCCAUUAUCGAAACCUUGAGGCAGAAGGCGGAGGCUGACAAGAACGAUAAGUCGGUGAAGGAUCUGGUCAUCUUGCUCUACGAGACGGCUCUCCUGUCCUCGGGCUUCAGUCUGGAAGACCCCCAGACCCACGCCAACAGGAUCUACAGGAUGAUCAAACUCGGCCUGGGUAUUGACGAAGAUGACCCUACUGCUGAGGACUGCAGUGCGGCUGUGACGGAGGAGAUGCCACCCCUGGAGGGAGACGACGACACCUCGCGCAUGGAGGAGGUGGACUGA
This is a messenger RNA of Choloepus didactylus (southern two-toed sloth), 2344 nucleotides long. RefSeq names its product heat shock protein 90 alpha family class A member 1 (gene HSP90AA1). Gene Ontology annotation, cellular component: plasma membrane; protein-containing complex; perinuclear region of cytoplasm. Gene Ontology annotation, molecular function: disordered domain specific binding; ATP-dependent protein folding chaperone; ATP hydrolysis activity. Gene Ontology annotation, biological process: cellular response to heat; protein folding; protein stabilization. NCBI's taxonomy places the organism in Eukaryota, Metazoa, Chordata, Mammalia, Pilosa, Megalonychidae. The record is from RefSeq and is a predicted model, not a curated record. The transcript has 11 exons. The coding region runs from base 149 to 2344 and encodes 731 amino acids.